AUUUUCAUAUUAUUAUGAAAAUAAUAAUCAAAUAUCAUCAAAAGAGUAACCCCACCAGCCACUCUCCCUCUAACCUGUCUCACCAACUCACAUCUAGAAGCAAUUUCUCUCUCUUACUUUCUCUCUCUAUCCAUAUCAAUAGCCUAUAUAAUCCCCUUCAAUUCCUCAAAAGGAGUCAGCUUUGUUGCUUCACCCAACUCCCAAAUUUAGCUUUUUCUUCAUCAUCAUAACAAAUUAAAAAAAAAAAAUCCAACUAAAUUUAACAACAACAAAAUAAAAAGUACUUCUACCAAUCUACCAUAUACCUUAUAACUCAUACCCUCUUUUUUUUUUAUCUUCAACAAUCUUAAGACUUGAUUGAUAAUUGCCAAAGACAAAAAAAAGAAAGAAAGAAUGGGGAGGUCCCCUUGUUGUGAAAAGGCUCAUACAAACAAAGGAGCAUGGACAAAAGAAGAAGAUGAUAGAUUGAUUGCUUACAUUAAAGCUCAUGGUGAAGGUUGUUGGCGUUCUCUUCCUAAAGCUGCUGGCCUCCUCCGUUGCGGCAAAAGUUGCCGACUUCGUUGGAUUAAUUAUUUGAGGCCUGAUUUGAAAAGGGGUAAUUUUACUGAAGAAGAAGAUGAACUCAUUAUUAAGUUGCAUAGUCUUCUUGGUAACAAGUGGUCUUUAAUAGCAGGAAGAUUACCAGGAAGAACAGAUAAUGAGAUAAAGAAUUAUUGGAAUACCCACAUCAAAAGAAAGCUUCUAAACAGAGGAAUUGACCCAAUUACACAUAGAAUUCUUAAUGAGGUUACAUCUCAUCAUCAUGAAUAUUCACAUUCAUCUUCACCUUCACAUUCACCUUCACCAACAACAACACCCAAUUCAACAACAACAACAACAACAAUAUCAUUUUCUGCUCCAAUCACAAUUCCCAAGAAAGAAGAUGUUUUUGAUAUGAAAGAUGACAACUUUAAUCAAGAACCCAGAUUAGAAAAAUGCCCAGAUUUAAACCUUGAUCUGAGAAUUAGUCCACCUUAUCAACAACAGAAUCAUGAGUCAUUGAAAACAGGGACAAGAAUUUGCUUCACUUGCAGUUUGGGGAUGGAAAGUAGUCAAGAUUGUAAUUGCAGUCAAACUAUUGUUGGUUGUAGUACUACCAGCAGUAAUGGUAACAGUAUUUGUUAUGAUUUCUUGGGUUUGAAAAAUAAUGGUGCUUUGGAUUAUAGAAGCUUGGAGAUGAAGUGAAUAAUUGAUUUAAUUUUGAGGAUUAUAUAAUAUAGAUUUAUUUGCUAAAUUUUUAGAUGAUAGAGGAUAUUAAGGAAAGUGAUUUGUGGUAGUUCUUGACAAAUCCUUCUAAUUUUAUCAUGUGUAAUUAGUGGUAGAGUGUAUUAACCUAAAUUUGAUGAUCAUUUACUACUAUUAUGUGCCAUAUGAAUUAUGGAGUAAUAUAACAAUACAUAUUAUAAUUGGGUUUUUUUUUU
Beta vulgaris subsp. vulgaris (sugar beet) is the source of this 1460-nucleotide messenger RNA. Its product is annotated as myb-related protein 308. NCBI's taxonomy places the organism in Eukaryota, Viridiplantae, Streptophyta, Magnoliopsida, Caryophyllales, Amaranthaceae. The record is from RefSeq and is a predicted model, not a curated record. The coding region runs from base 394 to 1224 and encodes 276 amino acids. The transcript has 2 exons.